AUGGAGACCCCCGUCGCCGCUGAUAUUGCCGACGAUGAGCCGGUCCAGCCCGCGGAUGUUCUGUACGAGAUUCUGCUGCGCGUCCCGGCCAAGCCGCUCUGCCGCUUCCGCGCGGUCUGCCCCUCGUGGCGGUCCCUCCUCUGCGACCCGACCUUCAUCGCCGCCCACGCGGCCCGCCACCCAGGCCCGCUCAUUGUCGUGGCCAUGGAAGACACCUACAAGGACGUCAAGAUCAUGGACAUAUCCGGGAACGUCGUCAAGCGGUUAAAAAGCGCGCAGCAGUGCCCAACGGACAUUAUGUGGACGCACCGCGACCUGGUGUGCCUCCUAGGCGAUGAUGGGCACCACCGCGUGCUCGACCCGGCCACCGGCGUCACCUCUUUCUUGCCCCCUCGACCUAUUCGGGCAGCGACGCAGACGACAAUGUACGUAGUCGGCUGGUCCGCCGCCGCGGGAAAGUACAAGGCCCUGACCGUCGGCGUGACGGGUGGCAAGCAGGUCUGCCUUGUCGUCACCCUCGGAGGCGACCAUGGGUGGGGGUGGAGGGAGAGAGGAAGCCCUCCAGCCAUGGUCGAAUUGAGCAGAGGCGGGAAAGUGGCCGUCGUUAGGGGGGUCGCCUACUUUUUGACGAUGUUCCCCAAAGCCAUGGUAGAUGGAUUUCACGAUUGGAUCGUCGCGUUCGACCUCGAGGCGGAGGCAUGGUGGCCAGCUUCCAUCCGGAGCCCAAUGGUACCGCAAGACGAGCCGAGCCACGAAUUCUACGUCAACUUGGUCGAGGUGAAUGGUCAUCUGGUGGCGUCUAUCAAUAAGCCUGGCCGCAGUACCCGCGUAGUAGAGUUGUGGUUUUUCAUGGACCCCCACAAACCUCUUUGGACCAAGCGAUAUACCAUCACCCUGCCAACCGCUAUAUAUGUCUACGAGUCCUUCGGAAAGCCAUUGCAUGUGCUGGAAGACGGCAAGAUCGUCAUUUGGAUCUGGAAAUAUCACCCCAAAUACUGCGGGGUACCGCGGGUGUACGAUCCACUUACGGAAACAUUCACGGAUGGGGCAGCAACAAGAGUUGGCCAUGCUGUAGGAGGCGUGUACACAGGUUCCCUGUUGCGUACCGUAGGCGCCCUAGUGUAG
Messenger RNA from Lolium perenne, 1125 nucleotides. Its product is annotated as putative F-box protein At1g47765. Gene Ontology annotation, molecular function: protein binding. The record is from RefSeq and is a predicted model, not a curated record. NCBI's taxonomy places the organism in Eukaryota, Viridiplantae, Streptophyta, Magnoliopsida, Poales, Poaceae.